CAGCAAAGAAGAGGCCGUGCCGGUGUUUUUCCACUCAGCAGGAUGGGUGAUGCUCAAAGCUCCCUCAUUAGACAACAGACACGAGAGGUCAGGAAGAAAGCGCUUAUAAAUUACCGUUUCCUCCUGCUCGGCGCUGCUAGUCGCGCCGCACCGCUCCGCCGGACGCGCCGCACCGCCGCAGGGGCGCAGCGGCGCGCAGGCACCGCGGCCAGCGGACACAGGAAAAGAAAAUACGUUCAGCAGAGAUUCUUCUUCAUCCAAAAAGGACUUGAUUGCUCUUGGCAUCAGUCAGAUCUGGACCCAGAAGACCACAGGAAAGAAAACAACAACAGUAAAUUAAACCUCAAGGUGCUUAGGAAAUUUCUGUGGCUGAAGGCCUGUGAGAAGAGGUGCCCUGGCAGAGCACCCCAGUCACCUGAGUACCCUGGUUCAUCAGCAAAAGAAAGCAGAAAUAUGGCAACAAAGGAAAAGCUUCAGUGCUUGAAAGAUUUCCACAAGGACAUCCUCAAACCUUCCCCCGGCAAGAGCCCGGGGACACGGCCUGAGGAUGAGGCUGAGGGAAAGCCACCGCAGCGGGAGAAGUGGGCGAGCAAGAUCGACUUCCUGCUGUCCGUGGCGGGGGGAUUCAUCGGUUUGGGCAACGUCUGGCGGUUCCCGUAUCUCUGCUACAAAAACGGCGGAGGUGCAUUUCUUAUACCUUAUUUCAUUUUCCUGUUUGGGGGAGGUCUUCCCGUGUUUUUCCUGGAGGUGGUGCUAGGACAGUAUACCUCCGAAGGUGGAAUUACAUGCUGGGAAAAGAUCUGCCCUAUUUUCACUGGAAUUGGUUAUGCUUCCAUAGUGAUUGUGUCCCUUCUGAAUGUGUACUACAUCGUGAUCCUGGCCUGGGGACUCUACUACCUGUUCCAGUCGUUCCAGAGCGUCCUGCCAUGGGCACACUGCCACCAGAAGUGGAACACGCCCACCUGUGUGGAAGACACUCUCAGGAAGAACAAAACACUCUGGAUAUCACUGAAUGCCACUAACUUCACCUCUCCUGUCACAGAGUUUUGGGAGCGCAAUGUGCUGAGCUUGUCCUCGGGAAUUGAAGAUAUUGGUAUUAUCAAGUGGGAUCUUGCACUGUGUCUCCUCCUUGUCUGGGUGAUAUGUUUCUUCUGCAUUUGGAAAGGAGUCAAAUCCACUGGGAAGGUAGUGUACAUCACUGCCACAUUCCCAUUCAUCAUGCUCCUUGUUCUCCUCAUCCGUGGCGUGACCCUGCCCGGAGCUGCAGAAGGCAUCAAGUUUUAUCUUUACCCUGACAUCUCACGGUUAGCUGACCCCCAGGUCUGGAUAGAUGCAGGGACACAAAUCUUCUUCUCAUAUGCAAUCUGCUUAGGAGCAAUGACUUCCCUGGGGAGCUACAACAAGUACAAAUACAACUGCUAUAGGGACUGUUUGCUGCUGGGAUGCCUGAACAGUGGUACCAGUUUUGUGUCUGGCUUCGCAAUUUUUUCCGUCCUGGGCUUCAUGGCACAAGAGCAAGGGGUGAACAUUGCUGAUGUGGCAGAGUCAGGUCCAGGCCUGGCCUUCAUUGCCUACCCAAAAGCUGUGUCCAUGAUGCCACUGCCCACCUUUUGGGCAAUCCUUUUUUUUAUUAUGCUUCUGUUGCUUGGACUGGAUAGCCAGUUUGUUGAAGUUGAAGGACAGAUCACGUCAUUAGUUGAUCUGCACCCAUCCUUCCUAAGGAAGGGUUACCGACGGGAAAUCUUCAUCGCUAUAGUGUGUUUCCUUAGCUAUCUUCUGGGACUAACUAUGGUGACUGAGGGUGGCAUGUAUGUUUUUCAACUCUUUGACUACUAUGCAGCUAGUGGUGUAUGCCUUUUGUGGGUUGCAUUCUUUGAAUGUAUUGCUGUAGCCUGGGUUUAUGGCGCUGAUAAUAUUUAUGAUGCCAUUGAGGAUAUGAUUGGAUACAGACCUGGUCCCUGGAUGAAGUGGAGCUGGAUUGUGAUCACACCAGUUCUCUGCGUGGGGUGCUUUAUCUUUUCUUUGGCCAAGUAUAAACCACUGACCUACAACAAGGUCUACACAUACCCAGACUGGGCAAUUGGCCUGGGCUGGGUUCUUGCCCUUUCCUCCAUGAUCUGUAUCCCUAUGGUGAUGGUCAUCCGCAUCAUUCGGUCAGAUGGGUCACUCAUUGAGAGGAUAAAGGCCGUGGCUGCCCCCAAGGAAGUGAAUCGGUGGUCCAAAGAAACGGAGAGUGGCACGCCCUUCUGCCCCAAUGGAACUUCGAAUGGCGGAUUGAUCAAGCCAACUCAUAUCAUUGUGGAAACCAUGAUGUGAGCUCUCUCUGUGAGAGGAUAAACCUGCUUUAACUGCCGUUUACUAACCAUAGAUUCUCAUAGGACCAGGUUUACAGAGCUUUAUAUUUGCACUAGGAUUUAUUUUUAUUUCUCACAGAGAAAGUUAUUUUUUGUGUGUGUUUUUUUUUUUUUAAUAUUUUGUAAGGUAAUCACAGCAGACAUCUCUCUGUAGAGGGAGAGCUUUCAUAUCAGACUAGACAUAUUACAAGAAUUUACUAUUAUUGGGUUUUUUUAAAUAUAUAUAUCUUUAUCUCUAAAUAUUAUACACCUUACCACUUGAAUUGAUUGUCUUGCCAGCAAUACAUUCAAGUCUCAGAAAGCAAUUUUAGGUGCUGGUAUGGUUGGGAGCAGGGUAAUCUACAGAACACACAAAAGGAGCUCUGUUGAGAGAUACAUUUUUUAAAAAAAAUGCUGUUUCAAGAGAAUUUUCAAAGGUGUAGUAUUUCCACCCUCUGGUUCAACUGUGGUAAAUGACAGGUGUCAGGGUCACUUUAGGGAGUGGGUACAGUUUUGUUUACUGCAGUCCCUGGAUAAGAAUAUAGCCAAAAGCGGGAGUGGAGAGUUUGCAAGGGAUGCAGAGAAGCUGGAUGUGAACAGUAUUGUGGCUGUACCUCCCAGGGACAGCACUGGGACCCUGUCACACCAACUGAAGAGAACUUGGGGAAGGCAUUUGCAGGAUUUGGCAUGGUUCCGUCUUUUUUUGUUGUUUUUAAAAUUUUUGAGGUUUUUUGUUUUUUUAACAUAAGUGAAAUGCCUGCUGUUUGUGUGUGAGCAGGGAGGUUGAGUACCUGCUCCUGAGUUUUCCAGCAAACCAUAUUUUGGUGUGGUGGCACUGGUGUAAACUUGAAUUCUGCAAACUGGGAGGGCAGCCUGUCCCCAGGGCAGCAGGGAUGAGCACAGAGCAGCCAAGAGGGGAAAAGCAGCACCUGCUCUCUGGGUGCUUAAGGUGUUUGCUUCCUCAUUUGGACUUUGGUUUGGGCAGGAAAAUAAAGGAGUCUCUUCUGGACUCUGACCGUCCAGAGGUGAACACAAACCAGGUCAUCCCUGACAGGAGGAACAAAAUCACUCACCUGGUGGAACUGGUAUUGAUAACAGACACGUUGUUAAUAAUAAUACUAAUGAUGAUAAUAAUAUCACACAGCAAACAGGUGCUUUUCAUCCAUGUAUCUCAAAAAUGCUUUUCCAAGUUCAGUAAUCAGGAUUUGCUUUAUUUAUUUAUUUGGGGGAGGGAGGUCAUUGCUGUUGGAGGAACAGACAAAAGGACUCAGUCCCUUGUACCAUGUUUCUAAAUGGCAGUAGUGGACCUAGAGGCCCUAGUCUCCUUGCUCAUCAUUGGAUUAACUCAUGAUUUUAUUUUAUUUUACUUUAUUUUAUUCUAUUUUAUUUUAUUUUUAAGUGGGCUGGAGGGUGGCAAACAUAUUUAUGAUUUUUAUCUGCUGAAGAGUCAGGGCUCUUUGGAAUUUAAAUUAAAGCAAAGGGAACAUAUAACACUGAAAUAUUUUGUGUUGGUCAGAAGGAAUUGGGUACCAUUCCAGGUGAGACUGGGAAGUGAAGAGAAACCCCUACAAGGAGUGUAGGAAUGGGGGUUCCACUUCAUGUAGUACUGGUGAAUGUUUCUGUGGGGAAUUGGAUCCCUGAAAACUGUCCAAAACAUGGACAAAAGCCUUUUUUUAAUUUUUUUCUUCUAUUUUUUUUUCUUUUUUUUUUUUUUUUUUAACUUGAGCAGGUUGUGCUGGGAACGGGUUCUCUGGCAAAACUCAGCCUUGUCAUGUGGGCAUUGUAUUAGAGGGAGAGAGUUUUUUUUCUUAUGAUACUACAGGUAGUCUAUCCAAAGGUAUUUAGAAGAAAUACUUGAUAAAAGCAGAGUUUGUAUCUGCUUAUUCUGUUAUAAGCUUAGUCUGUCAAGGCAGAAGCUGUCACUUAUUUAAACAGGAACAUAAACAGUUCUUAACAUUCCUACACAGUAGCUUUAUUUCAUUUUUUCUUGUCCCGUGUGCUAACUGGCCACAGCAGCACAAACAUUUCUUAACUUGUUGGUUUCCCUGUAACAGAAACAGGGAGGUUUAAAACUAAGAGAUGGACCAAAAUAAUUAUUAAUUAUUAAUUAUUAACGAAAAACAUUGCUGCAUCUAUGACUUCCAAAUUUUUCUAGUAUGAAUUUGUAGAUACUUUUACAACAGAGAGCUGAGUUGCAGCAACAAAACCAGCCAUGGUAGAAUUGUUUCUUUUUUCUCAUUGCUGCAUUAUGAGAGUUCUGAAGGAAACUUUCUGAAGGAAACUUCUGCACAGCUGGAGAUGGCAAACAUCUAAAUGACACCUGCUGGGCCAGUGGCAGAAACACCCAAGGUUACAGGAGGAAUUCUGAGAGCCAGUGGGUGUCAUCAAAUGUGCCCAAAAUAAAGAAAUAUGCAUGCAGCAAUUUUAUUUUUUUAACAAUCAAAAGCAAGGGAAUGUAACCAAAACCACUCUCAUAGUGGGCUUCAGCUUGGACUCUCAUUUUUGAGUUACAAUCAGUGUCUGCAGUAAACAGACACGGGUGAAGAGGAAGUAGAAGGUUAGGGGGGGUCUAAAUGUUUUUUAUGAGUGCAGAUGAAACACUGAUGCUUGAUUUAUUUCUUUUUUAUAUAUAUAUAUUGUCAUACAACUGUGUUUGAGAUUAUAUCGUUUGCACAUGACUUUUGUUCUAUAGAGCUGAGACAAGCUUUAGUUAGGGAAAAAAAUGGUUUGGCUACAUCAAAGAUGUCUCCAGCAAGUCAGCUGGGUGUUUAGGCAUCUCCCAUGUUGUGUGGAGAGUGUCUUAGUGGGAAGAACCAGAGGAAUAAUACUACACCUUUCAAAAUGCAGCUACCAGAGAACAGAACCCAGCCCCAUUUCAGUACAAACUGUGCCAUUCAAAUCAGUCGCUUCCAUGUUCCAAGUGAAAAGGUCUCGCACAUAUGCAACAACCUCAGUGAAGAUUCUCUGUGUCAGCUUCCCUGCCCUGCUGUGCUCUUCAGCACGACUGCAAGGGAAGGCUGGGACUCACCAAGAGCCAAGAAAUCAUUGUUUCUGGAAAACAGUUUCCCCUCUCCCCUCCCCGACAAAAAAAAUGUACUUAAUUCUUCUUGUUUCAUCUGGGGUUUGAGUUCCAGUGAGCACAUUUGCAUUUUUACAGUUUGGGGUUUUUACCUAACAAUUUUAUCAGAUUUCUAAACUUUUCUUGGUGAUUAAUUUGCAUUUCAACAUGAUCCUCUGCCAAAUUUAUUAAAACAUAAUUUUUAAAAAAAGUUUGUGUUUUCUACCUAUUUUGACUGCAAAGACAACUGAUUUUUUUCCAGUAUUUACUUGUUACUCUUAUGACGUAUUUUACCUGUUUUGUGUAAAUGAGGAACUCUGUGUUAAAGCAUCGUGACUAGUCAUAGAUGAACUGCUUUGGAUCUGGGAAAACAGUGCAGUUUUGGCAUGAGAUCUUUAGAGCCAGGUCCCUGAGAUUUAAGCCAGCAUCAACCAAGACAACACGCACACCUUUCCAUGUUUCAUGUACCUUUGUAUUCAUGGGGACUUCUGGGCUUGAAAACAGCACAGUUUCAGCAGUAUUUAUUUCCAGCUGAACUGAAAUCAAGAGAUAGUAGAAAUAUAAAGGGGAACAUUUCCCCACGAGAUUUUUCUGAUCUAUUUCUUAUUUUUCUCAAUUUCCCAAACCUUUUCAGUUCACCUGUCACUAGUGAUGAUCUCUCUGAAUAUCUAUUCUAAGGGACUUUACCAGUAGUCUGUAUCUCAGUGUUUAAACAGUAUGAUUUCAUAAAUAGAACUGGUUUUUUAUUGUUGUUGUUAUUAUUCUAUUUUUCCUUCUCAUCUAUAGUUUUCCUUUUCAUCUGGUCCAAACAGAUCCACACGCUUAGAAAAGUCCUCUUUGAAGUUUGAGAUAGUAGG
This is a messenger RNA of Onychostruthus taczanowskii (white-rumped snowfinch), 6248 nucleotides long. It is a transcript of the gene SLC6A6, whose product is annotated as solute carrier family 6 member 6. Gene Ontology annotation, molecular function: taurine:sodium symporter activity. Lineage: Eukaryota; Metazoa; Chordata; Aves; Passeriformes; Passeridae. Gene Ontology annotation, cellular component: plasma membrane. Bases 43 to 2316 code for a protein of 757 amino acids. Gene Ontology annotation, biological process: taurine transmembrane transport; sodium ion transmembrane transport; neurotransmitter transport. The transcript has 17 exons. The record is from RefSeq and is a predicted model, not a curated record.